AUGCCUGCGCGCAGGAAGACGGGGUCCGCCCACAGCCCCCCGUGCAGGCCCAGCCACCAGGGCAAAGGCCGCAAGAUCACGCCCAACGGAUGCCGAGGGAGCUCCGGCCGGGGCCCCUCGGCGAGGAACAAAGUCGGGCCAGCCGAGGGCGCCGACGGUCACCCCAGAUCCGCGAGCGCGCUCAUGGCAGAGGCCAAGCGCGAGCCGAGGGCGGACCGCCGCGACGACCUCGAGGCCAAGGCGAAGAGGGCGUCGGGGAACUCCGUCAAGAACGGCCGCGUCGUCGGCGAGAGAGCCAAGAAGAUGUCGUCGUCGUCGUCGUCCUCGUCGACGUCGUCCUCCUCCGCGGCGCGCGACGCCGAGAACAACAAGGCGUCCAGCGCGCGGCCCUUCCGGGGGCCCAAGGCAGGCAGGGCGUCGGCGGGCGAGAAGACGGCGGCCAAGACCGGCAAAGGAGGCGAGGCGGCGUCGAAGGGCGGCAAGGCGCACGCCGCCAGGGCCUCGAGGCACGGCGGGCGAGGCACCAAGGGGCGCCAGACCGACUCCCGCGGGCGGAGCAAAGGGCAGGACCUCGGCUUGGCUGCCGAACACCAAAGCGCCGACUCAGCCAUCCAGCUGUCCGCCCUCGACGCCUCCGACAGGAGCAAUGGGUCGGACGGAGCGGGGCAGCAGAAGCGGACGAGUCUCCUCUGCGGCCACAGUCAGAGCAACGGCGUGCAUCAGCGGGAAAUGGCAGCAGGAAGCAGCAGCAGCAGCCUCCAGACCACGCUGGCAGAGGACGCCCGAAGGCCUGUCGUUGACACCGAGAGCCUGCAGGCCGGGAACAGCCUCGGCGACGCCCGCAGGAGCCAGCAUCGCUUCAAGGUGAGGCGGCCGCCCGGGCCCUGCUCGCGCUCGCGCCUCUUUUGCCUCGGUUAUUAA
Molecule: messenger RNA, 921 nt
Organism: Penaeus indicus
Lineage: Eukaryota; Metazoa; Arthropoda; Malacostraca; Decapoda; Penaeidae
Product: filaggrin-like
Exons: 3
Coding region: 1-921 (306 amino acids)
Source: RefSeq, a predicted model, not a curated record